This is a messenger RNA of Zingiber officinale, 948 nucleotides long. RefSeq names its product putative HVA22-like protein g. Bases 1 to 651 code for a protein of 216 amino acids. The record is from RefSeq and is a predicted model, not a curated record. The transcript is spliced from 5 exons. Lineage: Eukaryota; Viridiplantae; Streptophyta; Magnoliopsida; Zingiberales; Zingiberaceae.
AUGGACGGGAGAUCGGUGCAGUCCCGUUGCCAACAGACGCGGUCUUGGCAGCGUAACCAACUCCUGCCCCUUCAUCUCUUCACUCUAAAGGCUCUCUUCUCUUCUCAUUCCAUUUCCUUUUUUUCCUUUAUGAUAUCGGAGACGGAUCGCGUAUUCCAGUCGGUAAAGAAUGAGAACGAUGGGCGCAUUCUUCACCCGCGCGUCCUGAUGGUCUUUGGAUAUGCUUGCCCCGCUUACGAGUGCUACAAGGCAGUAGAAAUUAACAGGCUGGAGAUCGAGCAAUUGCGUUUCUGGUGUCAAUACUGGAUAUUGGUUGCUAUACUAUCUGUGUUAGAGAGAGUUGGUGAUGCCUUUAUUUCUUGGUUCCCAAUGCACAAUGAAGCAAAACUAGCGUUUUAUAUAUACUUAUGGUAUCCUAAAACAAAGGGAACAACAUACAUUUAUCAAAACUUACUUCAACCAUUUAUUGAAAAGCAUGAAACUGAGAUAGAUCGUAAUUUGCUCGAGUUCAAAACUAGAACUGGGGGUGUGAUGUUACAGGUUUGGCAGAAGACCGCAAAGUAUGGCCAGACGAGGUUCUUUGAAAUCUUGCAGGAUCUGGCUUCACGGUAUCAAUCACCACAAAAACAUACUGUUCUGGUAUGUCUUUAGUUGAACAAAUUGCAGGGGUUUUAUGCCUUCCUAUGCUACCUUCCUUAACCAAUGAACUAAAGAAUCACGCGGGAUUAAUAAUUCUUGGUAAUCUGCAAUUUUGUAGAUGAAAGUUUACCAGGUUCUACUCUACUUUGAUUAUGAGUAUGUAAAUUUAUAUUAAAAAGAUGUAUUCAGUGUUUCUUUUUUCAUUCCACUUGUGGAAAUAAAAUCCAUGUUAUGAUAUGACAUGGGAGUAAUUUGUUUUCUUUUUUUCCAAAAAAAAGGAGAAAUGUAUAUGCACAUAACUAGCUAUGA